Messenger RNA from Spea bombifrons (plains spadefoot toad), 981 nucleotides. RefSeq lists its product as uncharacterized. The coding region runs from base 204 to 935 and encodes 243 amino acids. The transcript is spliced from 3 exons. The record is from RefSeq and is a predicted model, not a curated record. NCBI's taxonomy places the organism in Eukaryota, Metazoa, Chordata, Amphibia, Anura, Pelobatidae.
GUCUGCAUUAUCUGAUUGUUUUUGUUUGACGUCACAAAAAGGAACCUUUUCUCUCCCCUCGAAUCGGAGAGCUCAGAAGUCUUUUGUCAGCCUCUGGAGGAGGAGCAGGAAUCCCAAAUCUCAAUGAGUAGUCCAUUGGCUUUGGAGACAGUAGAAGGUAAGAGACUCUCUCUGUAUUAGACUGUCCGGAGACCAAUGUGGAGAUGAGAAGCACUUGUGGUCUGGGAUUUCUACUCUUUGCAGCUUUAUUAGGGGCGAUUGGUGUUUGGUUCAUACCAGUACAUUCAGCGACUGCGGAUCUGCUUUUACUACUUACGGGUAGAACAGCCACCCCGCCAACUACGGUAACUGAACCCUAUCCGCACAUGAGACAGCGUACGGAGGCAGGGGGUUUGGAUGCACACGUUACAGGCGUCACAUUAGAGACCGCGCAGGACGAACUCACUCACUCACAAGACGUAUCUUACAGUUCCCCUUUGAGGGACACCAACUCUCCAUCUUUUGACUUCACGCCACGUGCAGAUACUCAAAACUCACCGUCUGAUUUGGAACUAACAUCUCUGCAUUCGGCGGUAGUAGCCAACACAGAUAAAGAGAGAGUCGCAGAGACGGUACUCACCACACAACACCGAACUUCACUUCCGCACACUUUUCCUACUGAACAUCAGUCAGGGGCUCCUGACAUCACCACUACUGCGAUGGAGGUGAACAAAGACAUGUGUGUCCCAUACUCUGGACUAACCGAUGCAGAAGUACUGGCUGUUGUCAUAGGAGUAUUAUUUAUGACCAUCUUACUUAGUGCACUUUUCUACCAGUUUGUGGUUUUCAUGAAAAAGAAGAAAGCAAUUAGGAACAGCUCCAUUUACAUCAUCGAAAACGAACUUCACAAACAUGACAUUGAAGGAAAUAGUUUCCAGCCAGACACCAGGCUCUAGGCCAUGGAGAAGUACACAGCGUUCCUCAUCAUGCAACAGAUCACGU